CUGCACUCGCCCACGAUUUCCAUCUCCAUUUUCCCAGUUGGAAACCGAAGAGUCCUCGGGUAUGAUCACCACCGUUGGUUUGAAUUAUCCUUGGAGUACGAUGGGGAUGAAUUUGUGACACGUGGCGAAAUCUAGUGGGGAUGACAACGUAUGGGUCAUGUCUCAAAGUGCAAUGAUUGUGUAUAGAAAAAGUUGCAUGCCUCCUCCCACCUUAGCCGGUUUAUCCAACACGCAAAGUUUGAUAGCGAUGGAGGAUCACGGCCACGGCGGCAGCAACGAGAGUGAGACUUGAUGCACGCCCAGCUCGAAUGAUUGAUGGAUCUCGGCCGUACAAUAUGGGGACUUUGUUCCCACUAGGACUCGGGUGCAGGAUAAAGUACUGAACCCUGCAGCAGAGUAGCAGACCCCAGAAGCGCCAGCAACAGCAAACAAACCUUCUUAUUAUGAAGAUUGUUCAAAUUGAAGGAGGCAUUCACUUCCCCUGCAGGACCGUCUAUUUGCCCAUCAAGAAAGCUGUGGCCAUGAGGGAGAGAGGCAAAGCUUUGGAAGUUUACAGCAACGACAUGGAUUUCUAUUCCUCUGCUUCGGAGUUUCCAUGUAAGAAACAUCCUUCUUCUUCCUCUGUUGGUAUCUGUGCUGAUUGUUUGAAAGAUCGGUUGAUCAAGCUGGUUUGUUCCGACUGUGGAGAGCAGAGGCUCUCCUCUUGCUCCUGCUCUGAGAUCUCAUCCAAUCGAAAUUCUUGUACUGUGGAAGUGGGAAGUGUUGGAAGAGUUUCGUUUUUGAUUGAGAAUGAGAGAAAUGGCGUUUCGUUGUUGGGUCCGAUGAAGCCUAAGAUGGAGAAAAGGGAAGAGGUUGUUCUUCUGGAGAGAAGUAGUAGUAGCUGUGUGGAGAUUAAGAAGAGUGGGUUUUGGAGGAUCGGGAAAUUUUUCAGGAAGAAGAGGGAGAAGGGAUGUGAGAGAUCAAGCGUUUGUGGGUUCGAUGAAAAGAGCGAUAUUUGUAUGGUUGAUUACAUGGGUGUAUCGAGGUCGAGAUCUCUCUGUAGCUUUCGUGGUGGUGGGUAUUUUGGGUCGGAGGACGGCGGAGACAUGGUGGCUUCUGGUGGCCGGAGCUCGAUUUCAGGUGCUAGAACUUCGAGUGUCAAUGGAGGACUCGUCUGUGAUUCCGCCAGAAGAAGUGGAUUCAGUGAAACAGAGCCUAGAAAAAGUGGUUUCGAGAGCGAUCACAGAGAAUGUGGGAAUUAUGAAAGCGAUCAGAAUGGGUUUAGCUUAGCUAAUAGACGCGUUUUUUCUUUGAAAGAAAGUGAUUUCAAUGGAAUGGAUGAAUCAGGGUUCAUAGAUUUCAAGUUGGAUUUCACAUCAGAAUCAAAAUCAGAUAUCUCUGUUCCCAAAAUGGGUAUGGGUAUGGGUCUGGGCCUUCUCUCAAACCCCAACUCUGCUUUUGGAAGCACCAGAGCGUUUGAGAUGGCGGCGCAUGACUGCAGCAGAGGGCUUUACGGUGGUGCCGCCGGCGAGGGAAUCAUCGGAGGAGGCGGCGGCGGAGGUUCCUGUAGGAUAACAGUUAGUGACAGAGGGAUAAAGAAGGGGAGGAAAAGCUUGAAAGCAUGGAAAUGGAUAUUCAAGCAUCCGCCAAACUGGGCAAAUGCAAGUGCGAGGAAGAAAGAAGACUUAAUGUCCAAAACUUGAAUUUAAUAAGAACAAGUGAAAGUUUCUCUUCUUUUCUUAUUUGAUGUGUAGGUCCGUACAAAUAUUGAUCUGUAUUUCUGUCAUGUUUCCGAAUAUAGUUGGUAAUUGUUUUACAACUUUAAA
Messenger RNA from Benincasa hispida (wax gourd), 1805 nucleotides. NCBI's taxonomy places the organism in Eukaryota, Viridiplantae, Streptophyta, Magnoliopsida, Cucurbitales, Cucurbitaceae. The record is from RefSeq and is a predicted model, not a curated record.